GGUGGUCGACGGCCUCGUGAGCAGGGCGGCCCCCGAUGGGCCUGUGGAGCGCUUCCUGCUGUACGCGAUGAUCGCGUUUGCGGGCGCCUGUUGCGCGCCCGUGCUCAUCCACGUGCAGCAGAAGCUGCAGGAUAUGCCGCACCGGCAGGGCCCCGUGCGCCCAAUGGCGGCGUCGCUCUCGCUGGUGUGCGGCUUCGUGGUGGCCGUGCUGCUGUGCGCGGGGCUGUGGGGCAUGGUCGACAGCAUCGUCGACACCCUCGCCGUGAACGACGCCAACCAAGAGAUUGCCUGGUACACCCUCCUCGCAGUGCUCGCCGCGGUGGGCAUCGCGGUGCACCACGCGUACUGGCCCAAUCAGGUGCUGGACAGUGUCGGCCAGCUCACCCUCGUCUGAGCCGGCCCGCGAGGCCCGCGCGUGGGCGCAGCGGGCGCCGCGGGGGGGGGCCCGGGGCGGAGGGUCUGCUUCCACGCGCCUGAGGACAGAAGGGGUGCGCCCGCCUCCCUCCAUCCUCCCUCGUC
Molecule: messenger RNA, 519 nt
Organism: Prorocentrum cordatum
Lineage: Eukaryota; Dinophyceae; Prorocentrales; Prorocentraceae
Source: the annotation of a GenBank genome assembly